Messenger RNA from Cladocopium goreaui, 2127 nucleotides. Lineage: Eukaryota; Dinophyceae; Suessiales; Symbiodiniaceae. The record is from the annotation of a GenBank genome assembly.
AUGGCAGAGACUUUCGCCUUCAAUGCUGACAUCCAGCAGCUGAUGAGCUUGAUCAUCAAUACAUUCUACUCCAACAAAGAGAUCUUCCUCAGGGAGUUGAUUUCCAAUGCUUCUGAUGCCUUGGACAAGAUCCGCUACGAGUCCAUCACUGACCCUGACAAGAUUGAGGCGCAGCCGAAUUUCUUCAUCAAGAUCAUUCCAGACAAGACGAACUCCACCUUGACCAUUGAAGACUCUGGCAUCGGCAUGACCAAGAACGAGUUGAUCAACAACUUGGGCACCAUUGCGAAGUCAGGGACAAAGGCUUUCAUGGAGGCAAUGGCAGCUGGCGGUGACAUCAGCAUGAUCGGACAGUUUGGUGUCGGCUUCUACAGUGCCUAUUUGGUUUCAGACAAGGUGCGAGUCAUCAGCAAACACAACGAUGACGAGCAAUACAUCUGGGAGAGUGGCGCUGGCGGCUCUUUCACCGCGCAGAAGGACACAGAGCUUGUGCAUGGCGAAAUUAAGAGAGGAACAAAAAUCAUUUGCUAUCUCAAGGAGGAUCAGUCAGAGUUCCUUGAGGAGCGCCGCUUGAAGGACUUGGUCAAGAAACACUCUGAGUUCAUUGGCUUCCCCAUCGAACUCUACGUGGAGAAGAGCAAGGAGAAGGAAGUCACAGACAGCGAAGAUGAAGGUGAGGCCGAGGAAAAGAAGGAAGAAGGCGAUGAACCAAAGAUUGAAGAAGUGGAUGAGGAGAAGGAAAAGGAGGAGAAGAAAAAGAAGACAAAGAAAGUUAAAGAAGUGUCCCACGAGUGGGAACAACUCAACAAGAACAAACCUCUGUGGAUGAGGAAGUCGGAAGACGUCACAAAUGAAGAGUACGCAAGCUUCUACAAGUCCUUAUCCAACGACUGGGAGGAUCACCUUGCCGUGAAGCACUUCAGCGUGGAGGGUCAGCUUGAGUUCCGUGCUUUGUUGUUCGUUCCUCGCAGGGCUCCUUUCGAUCUCUUCGAAACCAAGAAGAAGAGGAACAACAUCAAACUCUACGUGCGAAGAGUUUUCAUCAUGGACGACUGCGAGGAACUGAUGCCCGAGUGGCUGAACUUUGUGAAGGGCGUCGUGGAUUCCGAGGAUCUGCCACUGAACAUCUCCCGUGAGACCUUGCAGCAGAACAAGAUCCUGCGAGUGAUCAAGAAGAAUCUCGUGAAGAAGUGCUUGGAGAUGUUCGCAGAGAUCGCAGAGAAGAAGGAUGACUACAAGAAAUUUUACGAAGCAUUUGGCAAGUGCCUGAAGCUUGGGGUGCAUGAAGAUUCCACCAACCGCACCAAGAUUGCAGAGCUCCUUCGCUUCCACACCUCCAAGUCUGGCGAUGAGCAGAUCAGCCUGAAGGAGUACGUGGACCGCAUGAAGGAAGGACAGAACGACAUCUUCUACAUCACUGGCGAAAGCAUUGCUGCAGUGUCUUCCUCUCCAUUCUUGGAGACCCUCCGCAAGAAGGGAAUCGAAGUGCUGUACAUGGUUGACCCAAUUGAUGAGUAUGCAACUCAGCAGCUGAAGGAGUUCGAUGGCAAGAAGCUGAAGAGCACCACCAAGGAGGGUCUCGACAUCGAUGACGAGGAUGAGAAGAAGAAGAUCGAGGAACUGAAAGCGGAAUUUGAGCCAUUGACCAAACUCAUGAAGGAGGUGCUUGGCGACAAGGUGGAGAAGGUCCUCGUCAGCUCUCGCAUGGCAGACUCUCCUUGUGUGUUGACCACCUCCGAGUACGGUUGGUCUGCCAACAUGGAACGCAUCAUGAAAGCUCAAGCCCUUCGUGACAACUCCAUGACUUCCUACAUGGUCUCUAAGAAGACUAUGGAAGUGAACCCAAAGCAUUCCAUUAUGGUUGAGCUUAAGAAGAAGGCAGCUGCAGACAAGUCCGACAAGACAGUGAAGGAUUUGAUCUGGCUGCUCUUCGACACCUCGCUCUUGACAUCUGGCUUCAACCUGGAUGAGCCCACUCAGUUCGCUGGCCGCAUCCACCGCAUGAUCAAACUUGGCCUCUCCAUCGAUGAUGAUGACGAGGGCCUUGGUGACGACGAUGACUUGCCACCUCUCGAGGAGGUGGAGGGAGCUGCGGAUGAGGCCUCGAAGAUGGAGGAAGUGGACUAG